AUAUAUAGUUUUAUAUUGAUUUUGUAAGCUAUUUAAAAAUAUUAUAUGCUGGUAAAUCUUUACAAAAACUUAUAAUAUAUAUGUUUGUACAUGACGGUAUUUACACAAAAGUUAAUUUUCUUUUAAAAAUAUCACUACAUCAUUUUCCUGAGACGGAAAAGUGUAAAGUCAUAUUUUUGCGACACGACGUAGAUUUGUAAGUCGAAAGCAACAACUACACACGUUGUGACAAAUAGGCUUGAGUCAAUCCUCGAGCAAUACAGAUCUGAUGCGCGUGCGCGUUGUCAAGCAAGUAGCCACACACGUGUUGUGCUGUCUUGUGCCUCUAAAAUAUAAAGCUAUAGCUUUUCCGAAAACAAAAGUCCUGCAGAAUUUAGACCUCCAAGGCUGAACUGAACAUUGAAGUUGACAACCACUUGUCCCUAAUGAGUUUUGUGGAAUACUCGGAGUUCGUCCAGGAAGGGGAUGUUGUCAUCAUCUUCAUGGGUCAUGAUUCAAUGAUGCCGGUGAAAGUUCAGUCUGGGGCUCAGACGCAGACCCGCUUUGGGGUCAUCCGGCAUUCCACUGACCUGAUUGGGCAACGAUUCGGUUCCAAAGUGACUUGUAGUAAGGGUGGUUGGGUUUACGUGCUGCACCCUACGCCAGAGCUCUGGACUGUAAACCUGCCCCACCGAACACAGAUCCUCUACACUACAGACAUUGCCAAUAUAACACUGAUGCUGGAGCUCAAACCGGGCUCUGUCGUCUGUGAGUCAGGUACCGGUAGCGGCUCUCUGUCUCAUGCUAUUCUGCGGACCAUUGCUCCCACCGGCCACCUGCACACGGUGGAGUUUCAUGCUCAACGGGCCGAGAAGGCCGUCGAGGAGUUCAAGGAGCACAAAGUGUCUCACCUUGUUACCGUUAGAAACCAGGACGUGUGCAAGGAGGGCUUCGGUGUCACAGGUGUAGCUGAUGCAGUCUUUUUAGACAUCCCAUCUCCAUGGGAGGCAGUCAUACAUGCCAAGAGGGCCAUGAAACGCAAGGGAGGACGUCUGUGUUCCUUCUCACCGUGUAUAGAGCAGGUCCAGAGGACUUGUGAGGCAUUGCUGGACCAUGGUUUUGAGGAGAUCUGCACGUUAGAAGUUCUGCUGCGGGUUCAUGAUGUUCGUACCGUCACUUUGCCUCUUCCAGACUUUGGCCCUGAAGAUAACUCGACUGACAGUACCCAGAUGAUGUCAAAUGUCGGUCAAGAGGAGGUCCCAAACACUGGAAACACCUCUGUGGUCUGUCGGACUGCCACAGCCCCAAGAGAAAUGGCAGGGCACACGGGAUACCUCACGUUUGCUACCAAACCCCGGGACUAAGGGUAACUUAAAAAUAAAGGAUGAGUUGCCAGAUCUUUGUAAGAGCGCGAGAUAUUUCAAAACUUUCUGAUGCAAGUUAUUUUUCAUCAUUAAUGUUUUUAUUUUCUGAAAAACAGGGAACUGUAGAUUAUUUGUUUUAGUACAAUAAAUGAAAAGCCAGUGGAAAACAA
Molecule: messenger RNA, 1513 nt
Organism: Misgurnus anguillicaudatus (oriental weatherfish)
Lineage: Eukaryota; Metazoa; Chordata; Actinopteri; Cypriniformes; Cobitidae
Gene: trmt61a
Product: tRNA methyltransferase 61A
Biological process (GO): tRNA methylation
Cellular component (GO): tRNA (m1A) methyltransferase complex; nucleus
Molecular function (GO): tRNA (adenine(58)-N1)-methyltransferase activity
Source: RefSeq, a predicted model, not a curated record